CCACCCGUGUGCCCGCCUGCACGCGCCACAACCUGCCCAGCGCGAAAGGGGCUAAAAAACAAACAAACAGAGCGCACAGGAGAGCAACCACUCGCCCCGCUCGCCCACCACGAUCUCCCUCCCCUCCGCACGCCGCGCGGGGCGUUGCAGACCCAGCCAAAGGCAAGCCAUGAACCGGAGCACGCCGGCCGGUCGCGGGCGUCGUCAUCGCCUCCCACGCCGCCGCCCUGCUGCUCGCUCCCGCAUUGGAUCGCGCUGUGGUUGGCGACUCGGUGUGGUCUGCUGCUGGUGACUGAAGCCGGCCCACGCGGAGACGAUGAGCCGCUGCUCUUCGCUUCUCGCCACUCCCUUGCCUUCUCUCUCUCUCUCUAUCUAUCUCGUGUUAUGUUAUGUGUGGAGGAGCCCGGAGCCCUGCGCUGCGGAACAGAAGCUUCCGCCGGAUCUCUCUCUCUACUAGGCCGCGGAUUACUAACGCGUCUCCCAUUCCAUACUUGGUAGCCAUGGCAUGCAACCCCGGCCUCAAUCAUCUGCUAUUAAAAUGAUGGACAGCGCAGACAAGGACUCUAUUGUACUCUCCUCUGAUUCGUCGAUUCGCCCCCGUUAUAUUCAACUCAAAAGUGAUGGAGGACGAGGAGGCAUACGACCUGCCUGCGUUCCAGGAGUUCACCUUCGAGCAGUUGCGGCUAGCUACAUCGGGGUUUGCGGUGGAGAACAUCGUGUCCGAGCAAGGUGAGAAGGCGCCCAAUGUGGUAUACAAGGGGAAGCUUGAUGCCCAGCGCCGCAUUGCUGUCAAGCGCUUUAACCGCUCUGCCUGGCCCGACCCGCGCCAGUUCCUGAUCGAACUGGUUAAUGUGAAGUUACACAUGUAGCUAGAAAUGGCCAUAGAAGACCUACAAGACGUAAGGUUUUGUUCCUGAAAAAGGACUGUUAACACUUUUCAUAAGGCUCCUUUUUAUUUACUAGGUUUUCUUUAUGAAAAGGGACUGCUAACACUUUCCAUAAGGCUUCUUUUCAUUUACCAGGGCACUGUUCUUGUUAUGGAUCAGAUGGGAUACAAUGCUGAUCGCACACCAUUCACGAACAUCUCAAACACCAUUAUUACAGGUAAUCAAAAUGAAUCGAACUCGCUUGGACCAAUUGUCGAUGCUAGGGAACGUAAGAGGCAAAGGGAUAGGGAAAGAUAUGCCGCGAUGACUGUUGAACAAAAGAAUGAGAAAAAUAGGAAGCGUCGUGAAGCGCGCCAAAGGAAUAAAGGACUACCGAUAAAAACACAAUCAUCCAUAGAUAGCUUUCCAGAUGACUGUAGCACCAUUGAUUUCAAAAUUUUGUCAACACAAGGCAUUGCAGGUGGAGACGAACAAGUAAACGUGGAUCCAGAUGAUGAUAGCGAUUGGUUGCAUAGAAAUGAGACAUUCCAGGCAAACAACAUUGUCGCAAGUAAUGACCUUCUGACAACAGGUUGUGUGCAUGAAAGUGUUGAUAACACACCUAAUCAUACUAUGAAAAGGGCCGCCUACUUUAGUGAGCGGUACAAAAACUUAACUCCCGUCGAGAGGGAGUCUAGGCGUGAACGCCUUAGGUUGUAUAAUAAGACACCAAGACGGAAAGAUGCAAAGACAGAGUACGGCAGAAAACGUAGAGCACUGCAAUCUGACACUUUCAAUCAGGAGUCCAUCGCCAUGGAGGACCCAACAUAUACCCCUGAGGUUGGACGUCAUAGAACAGAUGCAACACAACCGUAUGGAUCCUCAGUUACCACUUGCGACUGGGUUAUCCCUGAAUUCGUCGGGACACCUUUCCUGCCAACUUCAAUACAGACCGAGGAUGUUGGUUCACUCACUAUGUCUACUGAGCCACUAAGUCGUAAACAUCAUGUGCUAUCUGGGGCAAGACCAGCUAUCUUAGGUAGUCGAAACCAACAAUUUGAAGCUGCCAUUUCAAGGAACGUGGCUACGGUGACUGAGGAUACAAUCAGUGACGCCGUGGAAGGGGACGAUUGGACACAACCCCAUACGACUACAGAGAUCCACAACAAUGUACAAUGUACGAAUCCAUGUCAAGGUGCUACCUUGGCAACAAAUGUGAGUGAAGGCAUGGCUGAACAAAGAGUGCAGCAUACACAUACGAAGCCGAAGGUCAUUUCCGAUGGUGACGAUGAUGAGGGUGUCAUAUUCGAAGAGGAUGAUGAUGAUAACGAUGGAUACCUAUUCGCUGGGCAAUAUGAUGAGACCGACGAGGACAUCAAGAUCGAUGGUACUCAAGAUGAAUCUAUUGACACUGAUUUGCCUGACACGUACAACAAGGUGUACAGUAACAUGCCUGAAGAAACACAUAUGCUGAAGUCUGUUCCCAACUGCGGUUAUUGCAAUGCGAAGAAGUUUGAGUAUGAGCCACCUGGAUUUUGCUGUCGUGGUGGGAAGGUUGAGCUAGCCCCACUGGAGACUCCUCCACAACUCUGGAGGUUGUGGGAUAGUGCAGACUCUGAUGCUAGGCACUUUCGUGAUAACAUCAGGUUUUUUAAUGGCCAUUUCUCUUUCACUUCGUUGUACUGUUGCCUUGAUAGUAAGACAACUAAUGUGAGGGAUUCUGGUAUAUACACGUUUCGGGCACAAGGCAUGAUGUAUCACAAUAUCAAGUCAUUCGGUAGGGAAGGUGGGGCGGAGCAUAAACACCUUGAACUUUACUUUUACGAUGAUGAUCCCAAUCUCGAGCAUCGGUACCGUAUGUGCCGCGAAGAACAUCAACAGAAAGACAAAGAUGUUAUUAAACAGAUAGUUUCCAUACUCCGUGAAAAUCCAUACUCUGAACAUCUUAGAAGCAUGGGUCAUGUUGAGAACCUUGAUGACUAUCGUAUCACAUUGAACCUUGAUCAAUCGUUGAACCAGAAGACAUAUAACACACCUAUCACUUCAGAGGUCGCUGCUGUCUGGAUCGAGGGGAGCGAACGGCGAGGCCAGUUCAGCAAGAGUGUUAUGCUACAUGGGAAGGAUAGGUCAAUCCAUGAUGAUGAUGUAGAUGAGAUCAAGCAGUACAGAGAUGCAAGGUGGGUGACCCCGCCAGAAGCCUUAUGGAGGAUAUACGGCUUUGAGCUUAGUCAGAACUCUCCACCUGUGAUGCAGCUGCAGCUCCAUCUUCCAAACAUGCACAUGGUGGCGUUUCAUGAUCGGCAAAUGGUCCAGCGAGUUGUAAACCGUCCAGGUGCUGAUAGAGUGGUAAGGGCAAAGUAUGGCAACGGAGGAAACGAGAUACGGGUGGACAAGUCGAUGCCAUCGGCGCUGCGACGACUUUUUGCCACAAUACUGGUGUACUGUGAGCCAAGUGAUGUGGCGGUACUCUGGCGGAAACACCUAGAUGCUAUGUCAGAGGACUAUCAACGUAGGAGUGAGAGCAAAACUCAUGUUGAGCAGAUGGUAUUGAUUGACAUUAGGAACAUGCUGCAGUCAAUGGGAAAGGACAUAAAGACAUUCCCACUUCCUCCUAUCAUUGACACGUAUGACGAUGCUAUAGGUACUGCUAGGGAGGUUUACGAGGAGGAAAGUAUCGAACCGACAGUGGCAGAUGUGGCUCUCAAAGAGACUCUUAACGAGGAACAGAGAGCCGCCUAUGAUAAGAUUAUGUCUGCUGUUGACACUGAUCAGGGUGGAUUGUUCUUUGUGGGUGGACCUGGUGGCACUGGAAAGACUUAUCUAUACAGAGUGUUGCUCGCGACGCUACGCAGCCAGAACAAGAUUGCGGUGGCAACAGCUACAUCUGGCGUUGCGGCUUCCAUAAUGCCUGGAGGAAGAACUGCCCAUUCACGCUUCAAGAUACCUCUUACUAUUGAUGAUGGUGUUGUAUGUAGCUUCAUGAAGCAGAGUGGAACCGCAGAGUUGCUACGGAAAGCAUCUCUCAUUAUCUGGGACGAGGCUUCUAUGACUAAGAGACAAGCUGUGGAGGCACUAGACAAUAGCAUGCGCGAUGUAAUGGGUCGGCCUGGAUUGCCAUUCGGUGGUAAAACCAUUGUCUUCGGUGGGGAUUUCAGACAAGUCUUGCCUGUUGUUCGUAAAGGUUCAAGGGCUCAAGUAGUCGCUUCUUCUCUACGUAUGUCUUACCUAUGGGAGUCCAUGUCCCACUUAAAGCUUGUUAGCAAUAUGAGGGCAAAAAACGACCCUUGGUUUGCAGAGUUUUUGCUACGCAUAGGUGGUGGAACUGAGGUCACGAAUAGAGAUGGUGACAUCCGUCUUCCUGGCGAGGGUUUGAACUUGAAACAGGUAUACACAAGGUCAUUGAUUGCUGCAUUCUGCUUCCAUGCAUACCAACAGGUGGUGAUCCAUCUUGCUGAUAUUGGUGCGUUCACAGUUCGUGUUCUGCCUGCCGCGUCCGCAGCUCUACCCAUCGCGCGUCCGCGCCUCCGCCGCCGCAAACCGCGCUCGCAGUCCCCUUCCUCCGAGCAGCGCCCGUCCAUCCUCGCCUCGCUCCCCGCCCCGGCCAGCCCCGCGCGUGGAAAUCCAUUGUACCCCGCCAGCCAAACCAGCGCGCCCCAGCUUCUUCCAACCCCACGCCAUCACUGCCGGUAA
Zea mays is the source of this 4556-nucleotide messenger RNA. RefSeq lists its product as uncharacterized. The transcript has 18 exons. Bases 1038 to 4556 code for a protein of 1172 amino acids. The record is from RefSeq and is a predicted model, not a curated record. Gene Ontology annotation, molecular function: DNA helicase activity. Gene Ontology annotation, biological process: telomere maintenance; DNA repair. Lineage: Eukaryota; Viridiplantae; Streptophyta; Magnoliopsida; Poales; Poaceae.